Molecule: messenger RNA, 1545 nt
Organism: Leptosia nina
Lineage: Eukaryota; Metazoa; Arthropoda; Insecta; Lepidoptera; Pieridae
Source: the annotation of a GenBank genome assembly
AUGGCGAAGCUACUGGCUGCGUUAACGUUAUUAUUGUGUUGGUGUGGAGUGGAAUCCGCAAGAAUUCUAGCAUGGUUUCCAACACCAUCGAUCAGCCACCAAGUAGUGUUCCGUCCUAUUAUACACGAAUUGGCCAAACGAGGACAUCAAGUCGUGUUCAUUACGCCAGACCCUGUUACAGCAAAUAUAACUAAUUUAGUUCAAGUUGACGUGCACGACAUCUCAUAUGCAAAUUGGCAAGAGUUACUCAUCGACAACAGGGUCGACAAACAACAGCUGCUUGCCCAGAUCAAGGAAUUCCUUGAAAGGUUUACAAUAGUGUUCGAUAAACAGAAUGAAGUGCCCGAAGUGAAGAGGAUAGUGACGCAGGAGAGGAAUAAUUUUGAUCUGGUCAUAACAGAAGCUUGCGUACGAGUGGCGUUUGGAUUAGGCCACGUUUUUAACAGGCCAGUUGUUUUAAUAAGUUCUCUGGGACUAGUUCCAGCACACUAUAAUGUUUUCGGGGCUCCAAUACAUCCAUUCUUAUUUCCCACCCCUGGCCGUCAAAGGAUAUAUAACUUGUCAAUUUUCGAAAAAAUCACCGAACUUAUUAGCUUUGUAGUGUUAGAGUUAUUGGUUAGAUCGACGGAAGAACUAGAUUAUAAGGUUAUGAGAAAGAAUCUAGGCGAAGAUGUACCAAGUUUUGACGAUUUAUUCGCUCACAUUAAAUUGCUUUUGGUGAAUGAACAUCCAAUUUGGGCCGAUAAUCGCCCUAUUGGACCGAAUAUUAAAUUUAUUGGAGGUGUACAUCUGACUCCGGAGAAGGAAUUACCAAAGGAUCUCAAACAAUAUUUAGAUUCCUCCAAAAAUGGCGUUAUAUACAUAAGUUUUGGAACGAAUGUGAGGACAACAGUAUUACCGCCAGAAGUGAUAAACGCUAUGAUGUCAGUAUUAUCUGAACUCCCAUAUGAUGUGCUAUGGAAAUGGGACGUGGACGAAUUGCCGGGAAAACCGAAGAACGUAAAAAUUGCUAAAUGGUUUCCACAAUCUGAUAUUUUGAGACAUCCAAAUGUUAAGCUAUUUAUAACACAGGGAGGACUACAGUCUACAGAUGAAACUAUAACAGCUGGAGUUCCAGUUUUAGGUAUGCCUGUAAUAGCAGACCAGUGGUAUAAUGUAGAAAAGUAUGUGCGUCAUAAAAUUGGUCUUCAGUUAGAUUUGUUCACUCUCAAAGCAGAUGAAUUCAAAGAAGCAAUUGAAACAAUUAUUGGAGAUCCAAGCUAUAAGAAAAAUAUUUUAAGAUUGAGAUCUCUUAUGCGCACUGGUCCUAUAACGCCACUGGAAAACGGUGUUUGGUGGAUAGAACAUCUUAUCGAGCAUGGUGGAGAUCAUCUUCAGCCACCAGCAGCGCAUAUGUCCUGGGCAGAAUAUUACGAACUCAAAUUAUUAGCUAUAUUGUCAUUUAUUUUCCUAACCAUUGUAACUAUUCUAGGAUUAAUACUUGCAACUAUUUUAAAAUAUGUUAAAAGUUUGUUAAUAUCGCAUAUAAAGUUAAAAGUACAUUAG